Molecule: messenger RNA, 788 nt
Organism: Vicia villosa (hairy vetch)
Lineage: Eukaryota; Viridiplantae; Streptophyta; Magnoliopsida; Fabales; Fabaceae
Product: transcriptional regulator TAC1-like
Exons: 1
Coding region: 26-604 (192 amino acids)
Source: RefSeq, a predicted model, not a curated record
AUAAUUACUAGAAACUAAUCAUUGAAUGGAGUCUGAUCAAUAUGAACAAAGUGGUGGUGGUGGUGGUGGUGGUGAUGAUCAAGGUGAUGCUCAAGCAAAACAAGUGAUCAAUAUUCUUAGAUCCUAUGAGUGCAAUUUCUGCAAGAGAGGCUUCUCUAAUGCACAAGCACUAGGUGGUCACAUGAAUAUCCAUAGAAAAGACAAAGCAAAACUCAAGCAACAAUCUUCAAACAUGGAGGCAAAUUCUAGUGAAGUUCAAGAGGUGAACAAGUUGUUAUUACCAAACUUGAAUUCUAGUAUUGUGUUGCCUCAAUCUCAACAACAAGAUCAACAACACCAUGCUCCUUCUAGAGAUAUUAAUGAAGCUCUUAUGACUCAACUGAGGCAACAACUUCCAUUUUUUUCUGAAUCACCAACAAAGAGUGAAAUGCAAAAGCCACAACCAUCACAAGGAGAAACUACUACUGCUGCUACUAGUACUACAGAAGAGGCUUUGUUGUUGUCUGGGGAAGAUUCAAUGGAGUUAGACCUAGAACUGAGAUUAGGGCCUGAGCCACAUGAUUCAUCAUCAUCAGCACCAACGGGUACCAGAAAAUUCUUUUGAUGACUUCAAUGCAUGAGUUUAAUUAUUUGUACAUGCCCAAGAAACUAUUCUUUUCUUGGUGAAAAUAAUUCAUCUUCUGUUUGAUUUUAUUUGUUCUAAAUUUUUAUUUUAAAUUAAUUAAUUAAUUUGCUAGUAACGAGCAUUGUUUUGUAUUGUUAAUUUAUAUAUUUUUAUAGAACAUGAG